UGACCGCCUCGUGUCAGGCCGUUCAAGGUCGCAAAAAGGAAACGGCGGGCAGAUUUGAAAACGCAGUGACUUAUUUAUUUACUUUGCCGUAGGGAAGUAGGUUCUUUAAAAUCGGGAGAUGUAUUCAGUAAACAUUUGGGUUGUAGUACUAUAUUCCUGUACUUUGAUUAUUCAAAAUAUUUUUGUGUCUACAUUUGACAUAACUUCGUAUGUAGCACUUUGCAACAAUACAAAUUUAUAUCAAAUAUCAGUUAAGAAUAAAACACACACAUUAUGGUUUUUAAUAUCUGCCAGUGAAUAUCAUCCUCCUUCUCUAGUAUUAAUACAAACUACUGAAGAAUCUAUCGUCUCUGUGAACUGUUCCCGUUUUGACAGUAAUGAUGCGUUAGAUUACAGGAAUUCAGUUUUCAUUAAUAAUGCUAUCCAAUCUUACGGAUUAAUAUUACAUAGGAUAAUUCGAUAUCGUGAUAUAAAUGGUGAAACAAUUGCUCCUGACACAGGAAAGCAAACACAGACAUUUUUAGGAAGUAAUUUAAAUUGGACAGUCGCAUCAUUUAGGAAUGAUUCAAAGGAUAAUCAAAUAACUAUCGAGUAUGAAGCUAGACAAUCGUUAGAUUCUCAUGAGAAAAUAGACGGUGUUAUCAAACUAAGUUUUAAAGUGUACAAAACAACGGAACAACCACAUAAACAAAUGUAUUAUUGUAUUGAAAAUGCUUUAAGUAUUUUAAUUGAAUUAACAUUGGACAAAGUUGAAGUAAUCAAUUCAAAUGAUAAUUUUUCACCUGUUCUAUUAAUUUUUUCUAAUCAUUCACUUAUGGACAAUUCAUAUUAUUGGAAUAAAACAACUAUUCAAAAAUAUUGUGAAGAUGGUCCUUUAGGCAAAAUAAAAUCACCAUUUAUCCAAUUAGGAUUGGAAGUAUCAAAAGAUAAUAAAGUAAUUCAAUCUACACGGCCCAAUGCAUACUUACAAUUUCCUGCAGCUUAUUGGAUCGAUCCUCAAAAUACUCGGGCUCAAUUAGUUCGACUUGGUACUGCCCGGCCUAUUGACAAUCGUUAUGUUAAGACGAAAUCAUAUCAUUUUGGUUUACCAUUCGCUUUGUAUGGUGAUCGAUUUGAUCAAAUUCAUGAUCAAUCAACUGAAAAUCACGUUGCUGUACGUGAACAAAUUAUAAAUUUAGGCAGUCCUCAUUCGAAACAUUACUAUACUAACACAAAUUAUUCAUCGUGGAUUUUCAUUGCCGGUAUAGGUGAUCCGGAUAUUAUACCAUCAAAUGAUGACGAUAAUGACAACAAUACCAGCAACAAAAAUUCGAUUAUUUCAGCGUUUAUUUGUGGAUUAUUGAUUAUUGUUGGCUCAAUUGGUAGUGUUUUUGUAAUACGUCGAAUACAACGCAGACAUUAUCAAAGAAUAUCUGAAUUAACUAGUAUUGGUAAUAAUAAUAAUAAUAGUAAUAAUGAAGCUGUUAAUAGUUACUCACCAAUAGUAGCACAAGAACUAUCCUCCAUAAAUGAUAAUCGUAUAGUUGAACCAUAUCAGUAUGAGAAAUUAGUUAGUCAACCCAAUCAUGAACUAAUCAGUAAUAAUUAUCAUACUAUAACUAAUGAAAAUGAUUAUUUACCAAAUAACAAUAUGUCUACUAUGAAUUGGAAUAAUUAUCCACCUCCAUAUAAAUCUAUUACAAAAGAUUAUUAGAAAAAACAAACAUCCAAUGAUUAAAUUGUACGUUACUACUACUACUACUACUAACACUACUGAUACUACUAACAACUGUUCAUCAAAGAGAACUUAUUAUACUUUGAUAUGAUUAUUAUUUUUUUUUGGAAUAAAACUAAAUUCUUAUAUUUAUUUAUUACUUAUAACAAUUCAAGCAUCAUCGUCUCCACCAUGUUGAUGUUUUUUGGUGUCCAUAUUCAUCCCCGGUGUUCAUCAUCAUCGAUAUUAUUAUUAUUAUUAUUAUUACGAACACAUUUAUUGCCCGGUCCCUAAUCAACACAUUUUUAGAUAAUUUUAGAUUAUUACAAUAAAUUUUUUUUCUUUUUCAA
Molecule: messenger RNA, 2043 nt
Organism: Schistosoma rodhaini
Lineage: Eukaryota; Metazoa; Platyhelminthes; Trematoda; Strigeidida; Schistosomatidae
Source: the annotation of a GenBank genome assembly